GUGUGUGUGUGUCAGACACCCAGUUGGGCAAAUUGCUUUGAGUAAAUGGCUGCUUUUCCUGUGUGUCAGGACCUUGGGGAUGGCGUUUGCAGAUGGAAUGUGGAUGAUGAAGUUGGUGGCUCUCGGCAUGUUGGUGGCCGGGGUGAUGUGUGAGGAGAGGAAGCUGAGCGGCGAUGCAGUGGCCCUGGGGGAGCGCAGUGUUCAGCUGGCCCUGGACCUGUAUCACACGGUAUCGGGGGACAAGGCCUCCGACAAUAUCCUGCUCUCCCCUGUGGUGGUGGCCUGCUCCCUGGGGCUGGUGUCUCUGGGCGGCAAAGGCUCCACAGCGGCCCAGGCCAAGUCCGUGCUGCGCAUGGACAAGGUGCCGGAUAAGAAGCUCCACGAGGCCUUGGCUGAGUUGCUGCAGGAGGUGAGCAACGUGACCACUCGCAACGUGACCUGGAGGCUGGGGAGCCGGCUGUACGGCCCCACCUCAGUCAGCUUCACAGGGGACUUUGUGAAGAGGAGCAAGGAGCACUUCAGCUGUGACCCCUCCAAGCUCAACUACAGGGACAAGAAGAGCGCUCUGACCUCCAUCAACAAGUGGGCUGCCCAAGCCACGGACGGCAAACUGCCAGAACUCACCACCGCGCUGGACAAGACUGACGGGGCCACAAUCGUCAACGCCAUGUUCUUCAAACCUCACUGGGACGAGAAAUUCCACCAUAAAAUGGUCGACAACCGUGGCUUCAUGGUAAAACCUUCAUUCAGCGUUGGAAUCCCAAUGAUGCACCGCACGGGUUUUUACAACCUCUACAGAGACGAAGCCAACAAGGUGGAUAUUUUGGAGAUGCCUCUGGCUCAUAAGCUCUCGAGCAUGGUUUUCAUCAUGCCCUUUGGCCCCGAGCCACUGGACAGGCUGGAGAAGCUCCUGACCAAGGAGCAGGUGAACACCUGGAUGAGGAAAGUGAAGAAACUGCCUGUGGCCAUAUCUUUACCAAGAGUCAGCUUGGAAGUUAGCCAUCAUCUUGAGAAACACCUGGCCAACAUCGGUUUGACUGAAGCUGUUGACAAGAGUAAGGCCGACCUGUCCAAGAUGUCGGGGAAGAAGGACCUGUAUCUGGCCAAUGUUGUACAUGGUACCGCCUUGGAGUUGGAUGUUGAGGGAAACCCGUUCGAUGCCACCAUCUACAGUCGGGAGGAACUGAAGAAGCCAAAGGUCUUCUACGCUGACCAUCCCUUCAUCUUUUUUGUGAAGGACAAGAAGACCAAUUCAAUUCUUUUCAUUGGGCGAUUGGUAAAACCCAAGGGAGACAAGUUGAAUGAUGAGCUGUAGGCAUCUGGCUUCAGCGUCCAAUGCCUUACAAGCCAGGGCUAACAGAUGCCAAAAGGGGAAACGUAGGAAAUGUAAUAAAAAGUAAAAUAUUUUGACUUCACGUAACAUUCCAGUUGGGCUGGCUAUGGGGGUGGGAUGUGGCAGCAAUUUUGAGAAUGUCCACAAAAUAUACAGUGCAUUAACUUUACGAUAUGUUCUGUGAAGCGCUCUGACACAUGUAGAAGAUGUGCUAUAUUAAAUUCAAGGAUUAUUAUUAUAAUUAAUUUAAGUUAAAUAACAAUUUGAGCCAAAGUUUUUAUGAUGAAAAGACCUGGACAGUCCGUCUAAUUGGAAAUUAAUUGGAUUGACUGACCAAAUUAUUCUUUAUGAAAUCAAUUUUUUUUGCAGAAGGUUGGCCAAUGAAAUUAGUUGAAAAUGUGGUUUGUCCUAGAUUCGAUAAUUAUCAGACUGGUUGUGAAAGUUUUUCACUUAUUUAUUUCUGGAGAUUGAGGAUAUGAUCCUUAACCCUUCCUCCACCCUCCUCCCUGCCCCAUCACCCACUUCAGCACAAGGUCUAAGUGCCGCUAUCCCUGACCGUUUAGCGACAGAUAACAAUAAUAAUAGUAAUCCUUCCAUUUGAUACAAUGCUAUGUCACGU
This is a messenger RNA of Callorhinchus milii (elephant shark), 1952 nucleotides long. It is a transcript of the gene serpinh1b, whose product is annotated as serpin peptidase inhibitor, clade H (heat shock protein 47), member 1b. Gene Ontology annotation, molecular function: serine-type endopeptidase inhibitor activity; collagen binding. Gene Ontology annotation, biological process: collagen fibril organization; negative regulation of endopeptidase activity. Bases 80 to 1315 code for a protein of 411 amino acids. The record is from RefSeq and is a predicted model, not a curated record. Gene Ontology annotation, cellular component: endoplasmic reticulum. The transcript has 4 exons. Lineage: Eukaryota; Metazoa; Chordata; Chondrichthyes; Chimaeriformes; Callorhinchidae.